This is a messenger RNA of Carya illinoinensis, 2030 nucleotides long. RefSeq names its product triacylglycerol lipase 2-like. Bases 443 to 1699 code for a protein of 418 amino acids. The transcript is spliced from 9 exons. Gene Ontology annotation, molecular function: hydrolase activity, acting on ester bonds. Lineage: Eukaryota; Viridiplantae; Streptophyta; Magnoliopsida; Fagales; Juglandaceae. Gene Ontology annotation, biological process: lipid metabolic process. The record is from RefSeq and is a predicted model, not a curated record.
AAUCAUCCAGACCCCACCCUAGUGCACGCCAUGGUAAAUAUUAAUGCUAGCUUGCCAUCGUGCAUGAUCGGGAAUGUCAUGGUCCUUCCAGAUCCCAGACCACUGAACUCCAACUGCUGUCUGUUCCUGUUCCAGAAAUUGAAUUUGUGCGAGUGAUGAGAGCCUCUGAUCAUGUUUCUUCCAUAUCCAUUAUCCAGUUCCUCAAGAAAGAUCCCAGCUGGGACCCCCACCUAUAUUUUCCUUUCCCACUGGAACGAACCGGAAAAUUAGUCACACGUUUUAGCCAAGACCUUCACUUAGUCUAUUAAGCCGAAAAAGAAAGAAAGAAAGAAGAGAAAAAACCAAUCCGUUUCCCCACGCAUGGUUAGUUCUCUUUUUCUUAUAUAAAGGGGAAGGCUCAAUCUCAAACCCUUCACACAAAGCCAACUAAGAUAGAAUUAGUAUGGCUUUCGUCCGUGGCAGCUUGUUGGGUCUGUCUGCUUCCUGGUUCUUCUAUGUCCUAGUGAUCUCGGUCUUGGCAGUUCAGCCUCAUCGAGCACAUGGCUUGAGUCGUGGCUUCGUUGGCCCAAAAAAAACUGCUGUAGCCCCACCAGCGGCUGGCAUAUGCGCUUCUUCUGUGACUGUACAUGGCUACAAAUGCCAGGAGCUUGAAGUGACGACCCAAGAUGGAUAUAUACUCAGCCUGCAAAGAAUCCCAGAAGGUCGUGUUAGGGAUGGCGUUGUUAAGCGGCAGCCAGUCUUAAUCCAGCAUGGGUUACUUGUGGAUGGAAUGACAUGGUUGCUGAACCCUCCGGAACAAAACCUGCCAAUGAUUUUGGCCGAUAAUGGGUUCGACGUGUGGAUUGCUAAUACUAGAGGGACCAGAUUUAGCCGACGACAUACCUCCUUGGACUCUAAUCAACCGGCUUUCUGGAAUUGGUCGUGGGAUGAAUUGGUGUCGUUUGAUCUACCGGCUGUUUUUGACUUUGUGUAUGGCCAAACGGGCCAGAAGAUUGAUUAUGUGGGCCAUUCCCUUGGGACAUUAGUAGCUUUGGCAUCCUUCUCGGAAGGUAACCUGGUGAAGCAGCUGAAAUCAGCGGCUUUGUUGAGUCCCAUAGCUUAUUUGAGCCACAUGAGCACUGCACUAGGCGUUGUUGCUGCCAAAUUCUUUGUUGGCGAGAUCGUCCAGCUUUUGGGGCUUACAGAGUUUAAUAUAAAAGAGGAGUCUGUUCGUAACCUUCUCAAGUCUCUGUGUGCCCGUCCGGGAGUUGACUGCUAUGAUUUAAUGAGUGCACUUACUGGCAAGAAUUGCUGUCUCAACUCCUCCACUAUUGAUCUCCUCCUGGUGAAUGAACCACAGUCAACAUCGGUCAAGAACAUGGUACACCUUGCUCAGAUGGUAAGAAAUGGCAUUGUGGCAAAAUACAACUACGGCCGGACUGGCUAUAAUUUGAAGCAAUACGGGGAAGCCAGCCCACCUAUUUAUAACCUCUCUAACAUUCCCCAUGACCUUCCCAUCUUUUUUAGCUAUGGCGGCCAAGACGCACUCUCCGAUGUGCAAGAUGUCAUGCUUCUACUCGAUAAUUUUAAAGCUCACGAUGUAGACAAGCUCUCAGUUCAGUUCAUCAAGGAUUAUGCUCACAUAGAUUUCAUCAUGGGGGUGAAUGCCAAGGAUGUAGUCUACAAUCAAGUGAUCGCAUUUUUUAAACGUCAGCAUUAAUGAUGCUUUUGGAAGCCUUGGAUCCUGUGAUCAGAACUAAUGUUUACUCUACUCAAUAAGAAAGUGAUUAUCAAAACUUUACAGAGUAAUAUGGAAGCCAUUAUAUAUAUAGAUGUGCUCUUUAAACAGUUUUGAGCACUUAAACACAGCUAAACUUAGAGGACAAUGUCAAGGGGGUGUGAAAGAUGUGCUCUCAUUGCCUAUGGUUUUCCAUUUACUCAUGUACUCUAUAUAUGUUAAAUUAUUUCGCACACGAUCAACAAACUGAUCAUUAAUUCAGAGUGUUUGAUGGGUAAUAUAUAUGGAAGAACAUGGAUGAAGAUUAUUGUCA